UAUAUGGUUUAUUUCUUCUUAUGCACGUGGUUCCGGUAUUAAUGAGUGACAGGUGACUGUCGAAGCCGGUUAUAAUUAUAACUAUGGCAGGUUCAGGAGCCAGUGCAAGACAUAUAUUUUUGACAGGCACUCCAGGGAUUGGCAAGACCACCUUAAUUCACAAGGCCUGUCAAUCUCUGAACAAAGCAGGACUUCUUACUCAAGGCUUCUACACAGAAGAGGUCCGAGUUAAUGGCAGGAGAACAGGUUUUGAUGUUGUUACAUUAAAUGGUAGAAGAGGACCCCUUGCCCGAGUCAGUGAGCAGUGUGACACUUUCUCUGGGCGAAGAAGGGAGUACAGAGUGGGCCAGUAUUCUGUGGAUCUGCAGUCAUUUGAACAAACAGCCAUGCCUACCAUCAACACCAGGAGCGUUAGUCCAGGACAGGAACCAGUGUUUGUAAUUGAUGAGAUCGGGAAGAUGGAGCUGUUUAGUCAGUCGUUUGUCCAGUCAGUGAGGGGCAUCCUGGAUAAUCCCAUGACAACUGUGCUGGCAACUAUUCCAGUCUCCAGGGGAAAACCGAUCUCAUUUGUGGAGGAAGUGCGCAAUAGAAAAGAUGCAGUUGUCUACACGGUAACAAGGGAAAACAGAGACAACAUUCUGAAGGAAAUUGUGGAGUCCGUGAAGUGUUCAGUGGAGACCUUCAACUCUUGAUACAAUGUGAUGUGGAGACCUCCAGAUCGUGACACAAUGUGAUGUGGAUGCCUACAGCUCGUGACACAAUGUGAUGUGGAGACCUCCAAAUUGUGACACAAUGUGAUGUGGAGACCUCCAGAUUGUGACACAAUGUGAUGUUUAGACCUCCAGAUUGUGACACAAUGUGAUGUGGAGGCCUACAGCUCGUGACACAAUGUGAUGUGGAGACCUCCAGAUUGUGACACAAUAUGAUGUUAAGGCCUACAGCUCGUGACACAAUGUGAUGUGGAGGCCUACAGCUCGUGACACAAUAUGGUGUGGAGACCUCCAGAUUGUGACACAAUGUGAUGUGGAGACAUCCAGAUUGUGACACAAUGUGAUGUGGAGACCUCCAAAUUGUGACACAAUGUGAUGUGGAGACCUCCAGAUUGUGACACAAUGUGAUGUGGAGACCUCCAAAUUGUGACACAGUGUGAUGUGAAGACCUCCAAAUUGUGACACAAUGUGAUUCGGGACCUCCAGAUUGUGACACAAUGUGAUGUGGAGGCCUACAGAUCGUGACACGAUGUGAUGUGGAGACCUCAAGAUUGUGACACAAUGUGAUGUGGAGACCUCCAGAUUGUGACACAAUGUGAUGUGGAGACCUCCAGAUUGUGACACAAUGUGAUUCGGGACCUCCAGAUUGUGAAACAAUGUUAUGUGGAGACCUCCAGAUUGUGACACAAUGUGAUGUUGAGGCCCACAGCUCGUGACACAAUGUGAUGUAGAGGCCCACAGCUCAUGACACAAUGUGAUGUGGAGGCCUACAGCUCAUGACACAAUGUGGUGUGGAGACCUCCAGAUUGUGACACAAUGUGAUGUGGAGACCUCCAGAUUGUGACACAAUGUGAUGUUUAGGCCUCCAGAUUGUGACACAAUGUGAUGUGGAGACCUCCAGAUUGUGACACAAUGUGAUGUUUAGGCCUCCAGAUUGUGACACAAUGUAAUUUGGGACCUCCAGAUUGUGAUGCAAUGUGAUGUGGAGGCCUCCAGAUUGUGACACAAUGUGAUUCGGGACCUCCAGAUUGUGACAACGAAAUUCGGGACCUCCAGAUUGGGACGCAAUGUGAUGUGGAGGCCUCCAGAUUGUGACACAAUGUGAUUCGGGACCUCCAGAUUGUGACACAAUGAAAUUUCGGGACCUCUAGAUUGCGACACAAUGUGAUGUGGAGGCCUCCAGAUUGUGACACAGUGUGAUGUGAAGACCUCCAAAUUGUGACACAAUGUGAUGUGGAGACCUCCAGAUUGUGACACAAUGUGAUGUGGAGACCUCCAAAUUGUGACACAGUGUGAUGUGAAGACCUCCAAAUUGUGACACAAUGUGGUGUGGAGACCUCCAGAUUGUGACACAAUGUGAUGUGGAGACCUCCAGAUUGUGACACAAUGUUAUGUUGUUUAGGCCUCCAAAUUGUGACACGAUGUGGUGUGGAGACCUCCAGAUUGUGACACAAUGUGAUGUGGAGGCCUACAGCUCGUGACACAAUGUGAUGUGGAGGCCUACAGCUCGUGACACAAUGUGAUGUGGAGGCGUACAGCUCGUGACACAAUGUGAUGUGGAGACCUCCAAUUGAGCAUUAUAAGCAUUGAGAAUUAUGUUGGAUGAUAAAUAAAAUCUCACCCUCGUGUCUGUUUAUAUCAAAUAUAUCAACACUCGUUGAUAAAAGUUGAAGAAAUCCUUGGCAAGCCUCGGAGUUUUCCCACUUUUAACAACUCAUGUUGAUAUAUUUGAUAUCAAAAGACACUCAGGUGAGAUUCUCUAUAUGGCAAACAUGGAAAAAUGAAACUUAAUUAUGUAUUAUUUAUUUGUUGUUAAUAAUUGAAUACCCUGUAUUUGUUGAGGGAAAAUACCAAUUGCUUAAGAUGGUUCAUUUUGUGUGAGUGAGUGAGUGAGUUGGAUUUAACGCCGCUUUUAACAGUAUUCCAGUUAUAUCGCAG
Molecule: messenger RNA, 2648 nt
Organism: Haliotis rufescens (red abalone)
Lineage: Eukaryota; Metazoa; Mollusca; Gastropoda; Lepetellida; Haliotidae
Product: cancer-related nucleoside-triphosphatase-like
Exons: 5
Coding region: 84-692 (202 amino acids)
Molecular function (GO): ATP hydrolysis activity
Source: RefSeq, a predicted model, not a curated record